Messenger RNA from Drosophila bipectinata, 1896 nucleotides. It is a transcript of the gene ninaB, whose product is annotated as neither inactivation nor afterpotential B. Gene Ontology annotation, biological process: carotene catabolic process; retinal metabolic process. The record is from RefSeq and is a predicted model, not a curated record. Lineage: Eukaryota; Metazoa; Arthropoda; Insecta; Diptera; Drosophilidae. Gene Ontology annotation, molecular function: beta-carotene 15,15'-dioxygenase activity; carotenoid dioxygenase activity.
AGCUUACACUCGGAAUCCUUCGCAAUGGCAGCCGGUGUCUUCAAGAGCUUUAUGCGAGACUUUUUUGCGGUGAAAUACGACGACCAGGAGCAUGAUCCACAAACGGAACGGCUGGAUGGAAAUGGACGGCACUAUCCCAAUUGCAACUCGGAUGUCUGGCUGAGAUCCUGCGAGCGGGAGAUUGUGGAUCCCAUCGAAGGCCAUGUAAGUGGGCACAUUCCGCGUUGGAUUAGCGGAAGUCUUCUGAGAAAUGGACCCGGCAGCUGGAAAGUGGGGGAUAUGACCUUUGGCCAUCUGUUCGACUGCUCCGCUCUACUACACAGGUUUGCCAUUAAAAAUGGUCGAGUUACCUACCAAAAUCGAUUCGUGGACACUGAAACCCUACGGAAGAAUCGUGCCGCCCAAAGGAUUGUGGUCACGGAGUUCGGCACUGCGGCCGUGCCAGAUCCCUGUCACUCAAUCUUUGACAAAUUUGCGGCCAUUUUCCGUCCUGACAGCGGCACGGAUAAUUCCAUGAUUUCCAUUUAUCCUUUUGGAGAUCAGUAUUACACUUUCACAGAAACACCGUUUUUGCAUCGGAUUAAUCCCUGUACUUUGGCCACCGAGGCCCGGAUCUGUACUUCAGACUUUGUAGGCGUGGUAAACCACACUUCACAUCCACACGUUCUGCCGAGUGGAACGGUCUACAAUCUCGGCACCACGAUGACCAAAUCCGGGCCGGCUUAUUCGAUUAUUUGUUUUCCCAACGGACGCCACAUGUUUGAGGACGCCCAUGUGGUGGCCACUAUGCCUUGCCGCUGGAAACUUCAUCCUGGGUACAUGCACACCUUCGGCCUAACGGAGCACUAUUUCGUGAUUGUGGAGCAGCCACUAUCGGUGUCCCUAACGGAGUACAUUAAAGCCCAGCUACAUGGCCAAAAUCUGUCGGCCUGCCUGAAGUGGUUCGAGGACAAACCCACACUAUUUCACCUGAUUGACAGGAUUUCGGGGAAACUGGUGAAGACCUACGAGUCGGAGGCAUUCUUCUACCUACAUAUCAUCAAUUGCUUCGAGCUGGACGGUCAUGUGGUGGUGGAUAUAUGCAGCUACCGUAAUCCCGAGAUGAUAAACUGCAUGUACUUGGAUUCCAUUUCCAAUAUGCAAACGAAUCCGAAUUACGCCACCCUCUUCCGUGGAAGGCCUCUACGCUUCGUCCUCCCGUUGGGAACUCUUCCGGAAACUAAAGCCGGAAAACGUGGUCUGGUGAAGUCUUUCUCCUUGGCUGGACUAAGUUCUCCCCAAGUCUCUCGGACCAUGAAGCACUCGGCCUCCCAGUAUGCGGAUAUCACCUACAUGGCCACAAAUGGAAAACAAGAAACAUCCCCCAGCGAGGAAAGUCCUCGAAGAGACUCCAAGCGGGGGCGUUACGAUGAGGAGGAGGAGAAUUUGGUUAACUUGGUGACCCUAGAGAAGAGUCAAGCUGAAGCCUUCCAAGGAGCUAGUGGAAUCUUUUUACGACCGGAAAUGCUUUGUGACUGGGGCUGCGAAACUCCAAGGAUAUACUAUGAAAAGUAUAUGGGCAAGAACUAUCGCUACUUUUAUGCCAUAAGUUCAGAUGUGGAUGCAGAAAAUCCAGGAACACUUAUAAAAGUGGAUGUGUGGAAGAAAACGAGUCUGACCUGGUGCGAGGAAAACAUCUAUCCCAGUGAACCCAUCUUUGUACCCUCUCCAGAUCCCCAGUCCGAAGACGAUGGUGUUAUUCUGGCCUCCAUGGUGGUUGGUGGCCUAAACGAUCGCUACGUUGGCCUAAUUGUGCUCUGUGCCAAGACCAUGACCGAACUAGGACGUUGCGAUUUCCAUACCAACGGUCCAGUUCCCAAGUGCCUGCAUGGAUGGUUUGCACCCAACGCUGUAUAG